Messenger RNA from Carassius carassius (crucian carp), 2489 nucleotides. It is a transcript of the gene bpnt2, whose product is annotated as 3'(2'), 5'-bisphosphate nucleotidase 2. The record is from RefSeq and is a predicted model, not a curated record. The coding region runs from base 326 to 1351 and encodes 341 amino acids. Gene Ontology annotation, biological process: phosphatidylinositol phosphate biosynthetic process. Lineage: Eukaryota; Metazoa; Chordata; Actinopteri; Cypriniformes; Cyprinidae. The transcript has 5 exons. Gene Ontology annotation, cellular component: endomembrane system. Gene Ontology annotation, molecular function: 3'-nucleotidase activity.
GUAAAACGUAGUGUUAGUUCAGCCUUGGUUGACACGACGGUGGACGUGGAAUGCAAUACAGUAUUACUCGCUGUCACAGACAUCUGUCACUGUGAGAAAGCAGAUAUUUGUACUAAGACUAGGGAAUAUACUACAAACCAACGAAGGAAUUUUCGCUUGACCUAAUCUGGAUUUCGCCAGUGAAAGAAAUAAAUAACACUUGAUUUAGUAGCACGCUGUUAUUUGCGUUAAAAUUACGUGCAAAUGAUCACCAAAGAGGAACACGAAUAGUUUAGCUGUUGCCGUUCUCGUGUUCAUCGGUUUUGUUCGCACGUCCGCCUUUGUUAUGGCUCCGAUGGGCAUCCGGUUGUCCCCGCUCGGCAUAGCCGUGUUCUGCUUACUAGGAGUCGGCGUGAUCUAUCACCUUUACGCGGGAGUUUUAUCUAGUAGAAUCGCCUCGUUCAGACAGAAGAGGACUGUGGAUCUGAGAGAGCUGCUCGCGCUGUCCAUGGAGGCUGCGGUGCAGGGCGGACGGGAGGUGAAGAGGAUCAGGGAGGACAACACACUAGAGGAAAAGUCAAAGGGCAAAACAAAAGAAGGGGCCAGUGAAAAGCUCACGCUGGGUGAUCUGAACUCCCACCGCAAGAUGUUCUACCUGGUCAAGAACACCUACCCUGAUAUACAGGUGAACUCAGAAGAACAUGCUAAUGCCGAGGGUGAGGCCACUGUGUGGACACACAUCAUCCCUGAAGAAAUUCUGGCAAAGAUCUCAGGAGGGAAGGAAGUUCCUGCAGAAAGUAUCACAGUGUGGAUUGAUCCACUGGACGCCACUCAGGAAUACACAGAAAAUCUCCAGAAGUAUGUCACCACAAUGGUGUGUGUGGCUGUGGACGGGGAUCCUGUUAUAGGUGUGAUUCACAAACCCUUCACUGGGUACACAGCAUGGGGUUUUGUUGGAGAGGGAUCCAAUGUGGUACCUCGUGCUUCCUACAACACAAACUUUCCUAAGGUGAUCGUUUCACGCUCACACUCAGGCAAGGUGAAGAGCUUCGUUCAAGUGGCCUUUGGCAACAAUACAGAAAUUAUACCAGCAGGGGGUGCAGGAUAUAAGGUACUAGCUCUUCUAGACCCCACUGAUGAGGAACAAGAUACGGCCGAUAUCUACAUCCAUGUGACGUACAUCAAAAAAUGGGAUAUCUGUGCGGGUGAUGCCAUCUUGAGGUCUCUUGGUGGUGAAAUGACGACUCUCAAAGGAGAGCAGAUUGAUUACUCUGGGAAAGAGGGAAAUAAGGGCGGCCUGCUGGCAAGCAUUAAAACUGACCAUGAGGCAUUGGUGAAAAGACUUCCACCAUGGGAGGAGAACAAACAAUAAUAAAUCACUGCCCAGUCCUGUCCCUAACACUCUCAUUUUCUUCAGUAACACACAGUUGUGUAGACAUAUGAGGAAAUAAAGAAAAACUUGCAACUGAUCCAACAUAAGUGAAAUGUGUAAUUAUACCUGUAUGAGUCUGAAACCUGUUACAGGUUAUAAACAAAGCAAGUGUGCCUUUGGAAUGGUUCAUUAGCUAUGUAUUUUGUGACACAUUUAUAGAAUAUUUAAGUGGAAAUUAAGUAAAAAGUGCAGCAUCAAAUCAUGAGGUCACCUUCAUUUUAAUCAUUAAAGAGCAGGUCAUAUCGGAGGUGUAAAUUUUGUCUUAACAGUGUGGGGAGGGGGGUUUUAAAGGGGACUCAAAUAAUACAGCUACUACUAUUAGCAUAGCAACUCCACCCAAUUGCUACUAAAAACUAGCCCAAUCACAUUUCGAGGGGGGUUCCCCUGUAAAAAUUCACAUUCCACAGGCUAAAUAUCUUUACGUGAUGUGACAGCAGUUUUAUUGCAUUAAUUUUAUUUAUUUGAGGUGUAAAUAGACAAUGUAAACACACUAACUAGCGGAAGUGUUUGUGGGCAGGUCAGAGUGUUCGUAUUUCACGGGUAGGCAGAGAUUAUGCAAAUGUAUUACCUUGUGACGUAUAUAGGUAACCGGCAGAAGAUUUGAAAAUAUGAUGACUCAAUGCGGUACAGAGUCAACUCUUUAUUUUGAGGGACAUUGUCUUUAUUUAUCAUGCACUUUUUUGAUAAACACCUUUGCAGACUUUACAUUGAAAGAUAACUACGUUUGUAAAUAUUUCAAAAACCCAUAUGGACCUGCUCUUUAAUAUAUUGAGGUGAACCAGUAGCUUUAUUUUAUUUUAUUUCAUUUCAUGUUUGUUUUUUGAGAGUGUUGUUUCCAAAAUUGCUGGUUUAAAUGGUUUUGGGUAAAGAUUUAACUGUGAAUCCAGAGAUAACUUGAAUGACAUCACUGUACAUAGCACUGUUUCUCAUAAAUAACUAACUGUUCCCCUUGGUGACGUGUUUUCAGUUCUGUGUAUCAGAUCUCAAUUUGUACUGUUAUACCCUGAUACCUGAAUUGCUGUAUGAUUAGACUACAUAGGUUUAAGCACCACAUGCAAAUAAAAAUAUAUAAUACAAU